Molecule: messenger RNA, 1023 nt
Organism: Chroicocephalus ridibundus (black-headed gull)
Lineage: Eukaryota; Metazoa; Chordata; Aves; Charadriiformes; Laridae
Gene: REXO2
Product: RNA exonuclease 2
Exons: 7
Coding region: 32-730 (232 amino acids)
Cellular component (GO): mitochondrion
Molecular function (GO): 3'-5'-RNA exonuclease activity; nucleic acid binding
Source: RefSeq, a predicted model, not a curated record
UGCGGCGGCCGCGCUUUGCGGCCUGGCGGCGAUGCUGGGCGGCAGCCGCGCUGGCCUGGGUCGCCUGCGGAGCUGCGGCGGGCGGCUGUGGCGGGGCCGGCGGCGGGCGGCGGGCAUGGCCGGCGGCGGCAUGGGCCAGCGGAUGGUCUGGGUGGACCUGGAGAUGACGGGCCUGGACGUGGAGAAGGACCAGAUCCUGGAGAUGGCCUGCCUCAUCACCGACUCCGACCUCAACGUCCUGGCCGAGGGCCCGAACCUGAUUAUUAACCAGCCCGACGAGCUGCUGGAGAGCAUGUCCGAGUGGUGCAAGGAGCAUCACGGGAAGUCUGGCCUUACUAAGGCUGUGAAGGAGAGUAAAAUUUCGUUGCAGCAAGCAGAGUAUGAGUUUCUGUCCUUUGUACGACAACAGACACCACCGGGUCUCUGUCCUCUCGCAGGUAACUCUGUUCACGCAGAUAAGAAAUUCCUUGACAAAUACAUGCCUCAGUUCAUGAGGCAUCUUCAUUACAGGAUCAUUGAUGUGAGCACUGUCAAAGAACUUUGCAGGCGCUGGUAUCCAGAGGAAUACGAGUUUGCACCAAAGAAGGCGGCUUCUCACAGGGCGCUCGAUGACAUCAGGGAAAGCAUCAAAGAACUUCAGUUCUACAGAGAUAGCAUCUUCAAGAGGAAAACGGAUGAAAAGAAAAGGAAACUAAUAGAGAACGGAGAAAGCGAUAAAACUGCCAGCUGAUUUCUCAUCGUGCCGCGCCAGCCUGUGGCACGUACUAGAUGCGUCUCCUGGUUCUUUUCUGUUUGCCAGUCUCCCGAGAAGCUGCACCCUUCAGUUACCUUCUUUCUUAACGGCAGUUAAAACGCAGACGGAAGCCUCAGUUACUGCUUCUUUUCUGUGCGAGCAAGGCCUCGACACGCUCGAGCCUCAGCAGCGUCUGUGUAUGUCCUAGGUAAAACACGCUGUUUGAUACUCCUCUUCAUCUGGUUUUAGAUGCAGCCUUUCACUACACAAUAAAAACAGUUCUGUUGGAA